Cannabis sativa is the source of this 2412-nucleotide messenger RNA. Its product is annotated as pentatricopeptide repeat-containing protein At2g01860. NCBI's taxonomy places the organism in Eukaryota, Viridiplantae, Streptophyta, Magnoliopsida, Rosales, Cannabaceae. The coding region runs from base 770 to 2254 and encodes 494 amino acids. The transcript has 2 exons. Gene Ontology annotation, molecular function: protein binding. The record is from RefSeq and is a predicted model, not a curated record.
AAUAAACAGUUAAAAUUAAAAAAGAAACAAAAUAAAUUCUCUCUCACGCUCUCUCCCUCUCUCUUGUUCCCUGACUCGCGUGGCAGCCCUCUGCCCAGACCACACCGCCGUCCCCGGCCAUCCUCGGCCCAAGCCAAGCCCAAAAUCGAGACCCCCACACUCCAAAACCCGAAACUCUGAAGUUAGUAAUUGUCAUUUUGGGCAUCUAUGAAUAUUUGAGCCUUUUAGAUGAUUUUGUGAUUGUAAUUCUAAUAUUCAUUCAGGAGCGAGAGAGAUACCAUUUUUCUCAGUUUAUAAUAGACACGCUUUACAUCCUAUUGCAAGAGGAAAAGAAGAGAUAAGUGACUUAUCUCAUGUGCAGGACAGGAGCGUUGUGGUGAUAUUAUUCUGUGUAGUUGAUCAUGCGUAACAGUACGGUUAGAGCUGGAGUAUCACUUGCACCACCACUCACUCAUUAUUAGCCUCCUAUUUCAUUCUUGGUAACCUCCACCUUGCUGCUUUUAAACUUCCACUAUCCGACCAUCCAUACCGAUCCACCACGCAUCUUAUCAGACAAAUUUUAUCUUACUAAUGACUGAUUGAUUGAGCCAUUGAGUUUCGGGGUACUCACCUCAUCAAAAUCACGGUUGGGAGUCUGCUUUGAAACUAGAAUUAGAAUCUGGAUUUGUUGCAUGCCAAGUAUUCCAUGAUAUUGGUAGAUGACAAAUAAGUUGAAAACUCAGCUUGCUUGGUAACCUAAUUCAUAAACCCUAGUUCUUAAUUCUUGGGAAUGGAUUGUAGGUUAUUGACUGCUGGCUUGUAUUCAAUUCCAUAUGGGAAUUUUGCAAGGCAUAGCAGAGUGAUUGUGAUGGGAUAUCCCAAAACAAGGAGAAAACUAACAAAGAACCUUCGAUAUCCAAUGCGUUCUAGGCUUCCUCCCAACCUUGGGACGAAUUUGUUUUUGAAGAAUAAGAAAACUGUAAAGGAAACAUGUCCCCCAGAUAUGACUGAUGAAGAGGGUGAAGAAAAAAAUGGAAGUGAAGAUGGUAAUGAGAUUGUUUGGGGUCCAGAUGAAAUUGAGGCUAUUACAUCGCUUUUCCAAGGGAGAAUACCUCAAAAGCCUGGGAAGUUGGGUAGAGAGAGAUCCCUUCCACUCCCAAUUCCUCACAUGCUUCGACCUUUGGGGCUUCCUACACCGAAGAAACAUGUAAAAAGGGCAGGUACCCCUGAAACAAUGUUUUCUCGUGCUCCUCUAUCCAAGCAAGUUUACAAGAGCCCUGGUGUUCUAAUUGGCCUAGCUCGAGAGAUAAAGAAUCUUCCGGCCGAAAAAGAUGUGUCCUUAGUUCUCAACAAGUGUUCAAAGUUUCUGCAAAAGGGGUCCUUGUCAAUGACAGUUCGAGAACUGGGUCAUCUAAAUCUUCCUGAAAGAGCUUUGCAGACGUUCUGUUGGGUUCAGAAACAACCUCAUCUGUACCCAGAUGACCGGAUUUUAGCUUCUACCGUUGAGGUGCUGGCUAGGAACCAUGCAUUGAAAGUUCCAUUUGAUUUGAGGAGGUUUGUUGGAUCGGCUUCGGCUAGUGGAAGUGUGAUUGAGGCAAUGGUAAGAGGAUUCACCAAAGGAGGUAGCUUGCAUCUUGCUUGGAAGAUAUUAUCAUUGGCAAAAGAUAAUGAUAUGAUGUUAGAUUCCAGCGCAUAUGCUAAAGUAAUUAUAGAGCUUGGAAAGAAUCCUGAAAGAUAUGCUCUUGUGGAGAGCUUAUUAAAUGAGCUCGGAGAUAGACAGGACUUAACUUUGAGCCAGCAGGACUGUACAUCUAUAAUGAAAGUAUGCAUUAGACUUGGGAAAUUUGAAAUUGCUGAGAGCCUAUAUGAAUGGUAUAAACAAUCAGGGAAUGACCUAAGUAUAGUUAUGUAUACAACGCUGAUUCAUAGCCGCUGUUUAGAGAAAAAGUAUAGGGAGGCAUUAGCUGUGGUUUGGGAAAUGGAGGAAUCAAAUUCUCUCUUUGAUCUUCCAGCUUAUCGUGUUGUGAUCAGACUUUUUGUUGCUCUGAAUGAUGUCUCAAGGGCUUCAAGAUACUUUGCAAGGUUAAAAGAAUCAGGUUUCUCACCCACAUAUGAUGUUUACAAGGACUUGAUUAAACUUUACAUGGCUUCUGGGAGGUUGGCUAAGUGUAAGGAUAUCUGCAAGGAAGCAGAGCUGGCAGGAUUCAAAUUGGAUAAACAACUAAUUUCUCGACUGUUACAAUUGGAAAGGGAGAAAUUGGUUAUGAGAUUUUGAAGUUCUGAUCUGAUGAACGGAUAGGGUGUAAACUGUUUCAUUGAGAACCCUGUAAAUUAUGUUGUAAUUUGAGAACUGAAGUGUCUAUAAAUCCUGUAAUUGUCUUUCCAAUUGAAUUGUCGAGAAGCUUUAUUUAAAUUUAAAGAAGUUUUAAACAA